Molecule: messenger RNA, 639 nt
Organism: Drechmeria coniospora
Lineage: Eukaryota; Fungi; Ascomycota; Sordariomycetes; Hypocreales; Ophiocordycipitaceae
Product: hydrolase
Exons: 1
Coding region: 1-639 (212 amino acids)
Source: RefSeq, a predicted model, not a curated record
AUGGGUGAACUUCUCGAACUCGAAGUCGCCGAUGAUCUCAUCGUAAAGGCGACAGACUAUGCGCGAAGCUACAUGGCCAAGUACGAUGGCUCCCACGACUUUCACCACAUCGAGCGCGUGGUCGCUCUCGCCCACCACAUCCAGUCGCAUACGCCCGCCACAUCACGGCCCAUCGUCACCCUCUGCGCCCUCCUCCACGACGUUGGUGACAAAAAGUACCUGGCACCGGGCGAGGAUGGCUCGCGGCUCGUGCACAACCUGCUCGUCUCCCUUGGUGCCCCGUCUGUCCUUGCGAGCAAGGUGCAAACCAUCUGCCUCGGCGUGAGCUACUCAUCCGAGGUCCGGGACCCGGCCCGCGUUGCCGAUCUGAUCGACGCCCACCCGGAACUCGCCGUCGUGCAGGAUGCGGACAGACUCGAUGCCAUCGGCGCCGUCGGCGUCGCCCGCGCCUUUGCCUUUGGCGGUGCCAAGGGACGCGCCCUUGGCGACUCGAUCGACCACUUUGCCGAGAAGCUCGUCCGACUCGAGGGCAUGAUGAAGACGGCCGAGGGACGACGGCUGGCGAGGAAGCGGACCGAGAGGAUCGAGCUGAUGCAGUCCUGGUGGCAAGAAGAGACGGACGGUGUCGAGGCCCUGUGA